AUGACGGGAGAUCCCUCUUACUUCACCAUCCUCGACGAGACAAUCACUGGCAAAGUUAAGUUUGGUGAUGACUCUCGCAUUGACAUAAAGGGAAAGGGAUCCAUUAGUUUUGUCUUCAAGAAUGGCGUGAAGAAAACCAUGUCAAACGUGUAUUUUAUACCGGCUCUCCGAAGCAACAUCAUAAGCUUGGGUCAAGCUACGGAAGCGGGCUGUGAAGUCAGUAUGAAGGAGGAUAUUUUGUGUAUUUAUGAUCGUGAAGGGAGGCUAUUGAUCAGGAGAAACAGAGGAAGAAAUCGUCUCUACAAAGUUCUUUUGGAACCUGAAAGUACUUCGUGCUUGCAAGUGAUAACGUCGAAUGAAUCAAGCAAGUGGCACGCGAGGCUAGGUCAUAUUAACUUCGACAAUAUAAAGCUGAUGGUUGACAAGGAACUUGUCACAGGAAUACCAAAGAUAUCAAUCACGAAGAACACAUGUGUUUCCUGUUUACUUGGGAAACAAACAAGGAGACCUUUUCCCCAAGAAACUGGCAUCUCUAUUAAGACCUUCCGAACUGAUCAUGGAGGAGAAUUCACCUCGAACGAGUUUAAUAACUUCUGCGAAGAGAAUGGGAUUCAGAGACACUUGACAGCGCCAUACUCUCCUCAGCAAAAUGGAGUGGUUGAGAGACGCAACAGGACGAUACUAGAGAUGACGAGGAGUAUACUCAAGCAUAUGAGUGUUCUGAAUUAUAUGUGGGGAGAAGCUGUGAGGCAUGUCACUUAUCUCAUCAACCGCUCUGCAACAAGAACUCUGGCAUCUAAGACUCCAUAUGAGAUUUUUAAAGGGAGUAAGCCGAACAUCUCACACCUGAGGGUAUUUGGUUGCAUUGGAUAUGCUAGAGUAUCAGCUCCUCACAAGAAGAAACUGGACGAUAGGUCAAGAGCUUUGGUACACCUUGGAACAGAACCAUGA
Messenger RNA from Brassica oleracea var. oleracea, 951 nucleotides. RefSeq lists its product as uncharacterized. Lineage: Eukaryota; Viridiplantae; Streptophyta; Magnoliopsida; Brassicales; Brassicaceae. Gene Ontology annotation, biological process: DNA integration. The record is from RefSeq and is a predicted model, not a curated record. Gene Ontology annotation, molecular function: nucleic acid binding. The transcript has 2 exons. The coding region runs from base 1 to 951 and encodes 316 amino acids.